AAGAGCCGGAAGCGCAGCAGUCCGCCGCUCUGCCGCUCCAAGGGGCGGACGCACUCUUCUUCAAGGCUUUUCCUGCGGAGAUUUUGGAAAUGAGUCGCUCUGCUCAGGGAGAAGCCGCAGAUACCUUCAACACAUCUACAGAGCAACGUUUUUUCACGUGCUGAGGUUGUUUCACGCCAUUCUUUCGACUUGUGUUUAUUUGUCGAGGAUGGAAAACUGAUGGCCUUUCUCGCGUUGGAGACUAGGUCCAUCGAGAAACGGAUUUCUGAGGAGAAUGCCAGGAAGCCCAAGGGAGAGAAGAAAAAGCGUGAUGAUGAGAAUAAGCUCAAGCCAAGUAGUGAUCUGGAGGUGGGCAAGUCCCUCCCUCUUGUCUAUGGGGACAUUCCUAACGCCAUGGUGUCGACACCGCUGGAGGACCUGGACCCCUACUACUAUAAUCAGAAAAACCUGGAGUACAUAUUCACUGCAAUAUAUACAUUUGAAUCUCUAGUUAAGAUUUUAGCUCGGGGAUUCUGUAUAGGAAAGUUCACAUUUCUAAGAGAUCCCUGGAACUGGCUGGAUUUCUGUGUCAUUAUCAUGGCGUAUAUGACUGAAUUUUUUCCAAUUGGAAAACUGUCAGCUCUGCGCAUAUUCAGAGUUUUAAGAGCGUUCAAAGCCAUUUCCGUUAUCCCAGGCCUCAAGACCAUUGUUGGUGCACUUUUUCAGUCAGUGAAGAAGCUUGCAGAUGUGAUGAUCCUCACUGUUUUCUGCUUGAGCGUCUUUGCACUUGUGGGAUUACAGCUGUUUAUGGGCCAUUUACAGAAUAAGUGCAUAUGGAUGCCAAAAAAUGACACAGCCAAUUAUACAUCUGACAAAAUGGCCUAUACGAAUGGAACAGACCAACAGAUCAGCCAGGCAAGCCAAUUCAAUUGGACUGAAUAUGCACUGAACAAGGAAAAUCAUUAUUACCUCCCAGACAAACGAGAUCCACUGCUUUGUGGCAACAGCAGUGCAGCUGGGCAGUGUCCGGAAGGAUAUUCGUGCAUCAGAAUAGGAAAAAACCCAGACUAUGGUUACACUAGCUUUGACUCCUUUGGAUGGGCCUUCCUUUCCCUCUUUAGACUGAUGACACAGGACUAUUGGGAAAAUCUUUACCAGCAGACUCUGAGAGCAUCUGGGAAGCCCUACAUGGUCUUUUUUGUCUUGGUGAUCUUCCUUGGUUCCUUCUAUUUGAUCAAUCUAAUCUUAGCUGUAGUUGCUAUGGCCUAUGAGGAACAGAGCAAGGCCAGCAUGCAGGAAGCUAAGGAAAAGGAGGAGGAAUUCCAGGCCGCACUAGAGCAGCUCAAACGACAGCAAGAGGACGCUCAGGUGAUAGCCAGUGCAGCUGCGACAGAGAGUGGAGAGGUGGGGGACAAAUGUGGGGGUACUGAAAGUUCCUCUGACGCUUCGAAACUUAGCUCGAAAAGUGCCAAAGAGAGACGCAACAGGAGAAGAAAAAGAAAGGAGGAGGAGGGGAAGGGAUCUGGAAAGAUGCCUAAAUCCGUUUCUAUGGACAGUGUAAAGAAGGGUCGCUUCCGCUUCUCCGUGGAUGGAAAUCCGCUCAACUAUGACAUGAAAUGCUCGUCCACCCAUCAGGUGCAACGAAACAGCAAGACCAGCCUUUUCAGUGUCCAAAGCCAAACCCCGGAUGUGGGCUCAGAAAAUGAGUUUGCAGAUGAUGAAAACAGCAUUUUUGAGGACAGCCUGAGUCAGAGGGGAUCCCUCUUCCAUCCCCAGAGGUGCGAUCGAAGGAGCAGCAGUAUGAGCCAGUGCAGUUUCUUGCCACAUUUCCUAAUUCAACACAAUGGGAUAAGGCACAGCUCUGUAGACUUCAAUGGGGUUGUGUCUCUGGUGGAUGGGAAUUCACUAAUAUCAUCACCCCCUGUGGGGCUCCGUCUGCCCAAAGUGAUGGUAGAUAUGGCCUCCACCGGGGACAAUGGGGACACCACUGACAUGGAAUUCAGACAGUCCACUGGAGGACCAGGUGGCGAGUUCAUGGAUUUCCUCGAUUCCCCAGAGUUUAGACAGAGAGCACAAAGUAUAGCUAGUGUCAUAACCACCAUGGAAGAGCUUGAGGACUCAAGACAGAAGUGUCCUCCUUGUUGGUACAAUUUUGCUCACACAUUCCUCAUCUGGGAGUGUUGUCCAAAAUGGCUGAAAAUCAAGAAUGCAGUUAAAGUGAUUGUGAUGGACCCAUUCACUGACCUAACCAUCACCAUCUGCAUUGUUCUCAACACGUUAUUUAUGUCUAUGGAACACUACCCUAUACAUCCUGGGUUCUCCAGAAUGCUAACUGUGGGCAAUCUGGUGUUCACUGGGAUCUUUACAACUGAAAUGGUUCUCAAGAUCAUUGCUUUGGACCCAUACUAUUAUUUUCAACAAGGAUGGAAUAUUUUUGACGGAAUCAUUGUCAGUUUAAGCUUGCUGGAGCUUUGUCUGGCCAAUUUGUCUGGAAUGUCUGUUUUGAGAUCAUUCAGAUUGCUGAGAGUGUUCAAGUUGGCAAAAUCUUGGCCCACUCUGAAUACACUCAUCAAAAUAAUUGGUAAUUCAGUGGGAGCAUUGGGCAACCUGACCCUGGUGUUGGCCAUUAUUGUCUUCAUCUUUGCUGUGGUGGGGAUGCAGUUGUUUGGAAAAAGCUACAAGGACUGCGUGUGUAAAAUCUCUGACGACUGCUUUCUGCCUCGCUGGCACAUGAGUGACUUCUUCCAUUCAUUCCUCAUUGUGUUCCGAGUGCUUUGUGGAGAAUGGAUAGAGACCAUGUGGGACUGUAUGGAAGUGGCUGGGACUACCAAGUGUCUCAUUCUCUACAUGAUGGUCAUGGUCAUUGGAAACCUUGUGGUACUGAACCUGUUCCUGGCCCUGCUGCUGAGUUCAUUUAGUGCCGACAGUCUGGCAGGGGUGGACGACGACAGCGAGAUGAACAAUUUACAGAUUGCAAUUGCACGGAUUCAGAGAGGCAUUACCAUCACCAAAUCACUGAUUCGGAGUGGCUGCAGAAGUUUAUGUCACAGGGAUGAAAAAAAAAGGACGAUUGAAGACAGGCCUCUGGAUGAGCUCCACAAAACGUUUGGGCUAAACGGGGUCCAGGACCAUGCUGUCAAAGAAUUUCAUAAGAAUGGGAAUGGGGAUGUGAUUGGAGUGGACAAGAGUGGAGACAAGUACAUAGUCUGGAGCAAUAGUGAUGACUCAAUUAUGUCUUUCAUCAAUAACCCCAGUCUGACUGUUACAGUACCCAUUGCUGUGGGGGAGUCUGACUUUGAAAUGCUCAACACUGAAGACUUCAGCAGUCUCUCAUCUGAAAUACCUCCAUUCCAUGUGGCCAUUAAUGACAAUGAUGAUGAGGAUGAUGAUGAUGACCAGUUCAGCUCCUCUGAGGGUAGCACAGUGGAUGGUCUGCCUGCUGGAGAGAGAGCAGAGUCUUUAGAUUUUGAUUUACAGGAAGCUAUGGAACCUGACGCCUGCUUUCCUCCAGGCUGUGUGCAAAACAUCAAGUGUUGCCAAGUAAAUGUGGAUGUGGGUUGGUGGAAGGUAUGGUGGACACUGAGAAAAACCUGUUUCCGGAUCGUGGAGCACAACUGGUUUGAGAGCUUCAUUAUCUUCAUGAUAUUGCUCAGCAGUGGAGCACUUGCAUUUGAAGACAUCUACAUAGAGCAAAGGAAGACAAUCAAAACCAUCUUGGAAUUUGCAGAUAAAAUCUUCACCUACAUUUUCAUUCUAGAAAUGUUGCUUAAAUGGGUGGCGUAUGGAUUUGCCAAAUAUUUCACGAAUGCAUGGUGCUGGUUGGACUUCCUCAUUGUUGACGUUUCACUGGUCAGUUUGGUGGCAAAUGCUUUAGGAGUUGCAGAACUGGGUGCGAUCAAGUCUCUGAGAACCCUGCGAGCUCUGAGGCCCCUGAGAGCCCUGUCAAGAUUUGAAGGAAUGAGGGUGGUUGUCAAUGCCCUACUGGGAGCCAUUCCAUCCAUCUUCAAUGUGCUCCUAGUCUGUCUCAUCUUCUGGCUGAUCUUCAGCAUCAUGGGAGUCAACUUGUUUGCGGGAAAAUUCUACAGUUGUGUGAACAAAACCACGGAUAAGCCUUUGCCUCGAAUACUAGUGAAAAACAGGAAUGACUGCAUGCUAUAUAACGAGACUGCUCGUUGGAAAAACAUUAAAGUCAACUUUGACAAUGUUGGCAUGGGGUACCUUGCACUGUUGCAAGUGGCUACAUUUAAAGGCUGGAUGGACAUCAUGUAUGCUGCCGUGGACUCUCCCGGCAAGCCAGAAGAGCAGCCAGAAUAUGAAAUCAACAUAUAUAUGUACUUAUAUUUUGUUGUUUUCAUAAUAUUUGGAGCCUUUUUCACUCUGAAUCUCUUCAUUGGUGUCAUCAUAGACAAUUUCAACCAGCAGAAAAAAAAGUUUGGAGGCCAGGACAUCUUCAUGACUGAAGACCAGAAAAAAUAUUACAAUGCCAUGAAAAAGCUUGGGUCAAAGAAACCACAAAAACCUAUUCCUAGGCCCUCUAACAAGAUUCAUGGAUACAUUUUUGACUUCACCACCCAGCAAGCAUUUGAAAUUGUGAUUAUGAUUUUAAUAUGGCUGAAUAUGGUAGCUAUGAUGGUAGAAAGUGCUGACCAGUCCGAUGAAAAGACCGAAGUUCUCCAAAAAAUCAAUGUUGUGUUCAUUGUCAUCUUUGCUGGAGAAUGUUUGUUGAAGAUGAUCUCUCUGCGCCAGUACUAUUUUAUAAAUGGCUGGAAUGUUUUUGACUUCAUCGUGGUCGUUUUGUCAAUCAUUGGUAUGUUUCUCGCAGAAGUUAUACAGAAGUACUUCGUCUCCCCAACCCUGUUCAGAGUCAUUCGAUUGGCUCGAAUAGGCCGCGUCCUCCGCCUUAUUAAAAGUGCCAAAGGAAUCCGCACACUCUUGUUCGCCUUGAUGAUGUCACUACCUGCUUUGUUCAACAUUGGUCUCCUGCUCUUCUUGGUGAUGUUUAUCUAUGCCAUCUUUGGCAUGUCCAAUUUUGCUUAUGUCAAGAAGGAAAAAGGUGUUGAUGACCUUUUCAAUUUUGAGACAUUUGGCAACAGCAUGAUCUGUUUGUUCCAAAUCACCACAUCAGCAGGGUGGGAUGGCCUCUUAGCUCCGAUGCUUAACAAACACAUAGAGGAUUGUGACCCCAGCGUGGAAAAUCCUGGCAGCUCUUUCAGAGGAAACUGUGGAAACCCUUCGGUGGGAAUUGCUUUCUUUGUGAGUUACAUCAUCAUCUGCUUCCUCAUUGUGAUAAACAUGUACAUUGCAGUCAUCCUGGAAAACUUUGGUGUGGCCACUGAGGAGAGCUCUGACCCAUUGAGCGAGGAUGACUUUGAAAUGUUUUACGAGGUUUGGGAGAAGUUUGAUCCUCAUGCAACGCAAUUCUUGAGGUACAAUAUGCUUUCAGAUUUUGCAGAUGCUCUGUCACUGCCCUUACGCAUUCCCAAGCCUAACAAGAUCGAACUUAUCUCCAUGGACCUCCCGAUUGUGAGUGGGGACCGUAUACAUUGCAUGGAUAUCCUGUUUACCUUCACAAAACGUGUUCUUGGUGAGGGAGGAGAGAUGGACAUUCUUAGGGGACAAAUGGAGGAGCGCUUCAUGGCUUCCAAUCCCUCCAAAAUCUCAUAUGAGCCUAUCACCACAACAGUCCGUCGCAAGCAGGAGGAUAUCUCAGCUGCUGUCAUUCAGAGAGCGUAUAGAAGAUACAGAAAAAGUAUUAAGUCCCACGAUGCAUCCAUUGCUGGCAUGGAAAAGGAUGAAAAAGUCACUGACAAGGAAGAACUUGCCACAAAAGAACAUGAAGGUGGUUCUUGUGCAGAUAAAGCUGAGCAGGCGCCUUCGAUGGCAUCUCAGCCUUCAUCUGAUAGUGUGGCCAAUGAGAAAAACAAAUGCGAAAAGGACAAAAGUGAAAAGGAGGUUGCAACCAAAGAUGUCAUAUAGACGUGGGUGUCAUGUUAUUAUGUGCUCGAGGUGCAACAAAGACUUUAAUGACAAAAUGUUUACAAUUUCGAAAAUGUCUCCCUUCCUUGGUAUGGAUGUCCACUAUGCCUCAAGGACUGCUUACUUGAGGCUUGUUUCUAAAAGUAACUCAUUCAUGCUUAAUCAUAUGCUUAUGAAUGAUUUCGGGGGCAUCAAACCUGUUGACUGUUUGCGGAGACUGGCAACAUUAUUUGAAGUGUUUUGACGCACACAUUAGUUGAGCUUUCAUUUUUAAUUGCAGCUAGUUCUGCUUUCCAGUGUCUUGAAUUAAUAUUAUAUCACAGACUGUUCAAUUACAAGCUUCUGUUUUUCAAGCUGAAAGUGUUUUGUUACUGGAGAAUUCUUUGUUUGUCAGUUGACUUUUUAUAUUUUUUUUAUCUCUCAGUUGCUCCCUCAGGGGUAAUCUUUUCCAUGAAUGAAUUGCUUUAAGGUUGGUCAUGCUUGCUGACAGUGCUAAGAAUGUUGGCCAAAGCCAGGAGGUAAUGUCAGGGUUAGAGUUGGUUCAAAUGUAGACCUGCAUGAAAGUUUCUCCACGGUUAUGCAUGCCAAAGAGUGCUGUUUUCAUCACAUUCUCUCCCACAUUUUGUGAUACGUGUAGUCAUGACCUGCUCUUUCUACAAAACAAGAAGCCCAUCAUCUAAGUCAAAAACAUUUUGCACAUUGUUUCAUCAUCUCAGUGUCCUGUUUUCUACCAUCUGGCAUGGUUAUUUUUCAUUAUUUACUGAGUUUAUCAUGAAGCUGUUCCAAAAGCAAAGACCCCAAUGCCUUUUAAAGGUGAAAAAGAGAGAAAAAUGUGUUUGUUUUUUUUUACCCAAAAUUUGAAUUUAUGAUAGUUUGUCUUAUUAUGAAUCAUACCAUGUCACCUUGCUUUAGAGGAACAGAUGAUCUUUAACAUUGUUAUUUUCAGGGAAGCCGUGUAGAUUCAAGUUUUCAACUUUGCCAACAUACACAGCUUCUCCUCUUGCAUACCCUGUUUUUAAUCAUCUGAGUUUUUUCUUGUAGUGAUAUGCUUUCUCUAUUGAUUAUGUAAUCACUUGGUAUGACUAAAUACUUGUUGAUUCUCUGUUGAUUUUGUUGAAUGUGCAAUAUUGCCAGUUAUUUUUCUUAAAAACACUGAGCUCCACAUUAAAUUCCUCAAGGGGCUGACAAUUUUUAAUAUUUUUAAACUUUCUUGUUUUCAGAUUAAAUCUCAAUCUUUAUCGAGAUGAAUAUCGGAGAUGGAUGAAAGAUGGCUCAGAUGUUCUGAAUGAUCAUAAGGAAAUGGCCUUGGUCCUAUUUCCUGUAUCUGUUUACAUUUUAUAUUGUUGCUCCCCUGAAACAGCCAUCAUAAAUGUUAGGCUUGAUCUGUUGUCCUAAAUAAUAUAACUCAAGUGAUAAUUACAUCUUGCAUGUCAUGAAAAUGUCCCAAUAUGUAUGUUACACUUUAUGCACAGUGAGAGAAUGUUUUUAUGACAGAGUCAAACAUUUCCCUUUGUUUAUAUGCAUAAUACUUGUAGUAUAUAAACAAACUGCAUGCAAACAUUGCUAUUACUCACUUCUCAAAAAAGGUGAAAUAAUAAAUAAAGAUGAUAGUAUGCCCACAAAAUCUAUUCUUCAUUUGUUUGAUCGCAAAAAAAGAAAAUGGCAGAUCCUGUUUGAGUAUGCUUUUGGUUUGAGGUAAAUUGAAGUAGGUUAUACAUGA
Molecule: messenger RNA, 7675 nt
Organism: Menidia menidia (Atlantic silverside)
Lineage: Eukaryota; Metazoa; Chordata; Actinopteri; Atheriniformes; Atherinopsidae
Source: the annotation of a GenBank genome assembly